UGGCGGCGGGGCCCGGGGAGGCCGGAGCGGCCGCGGGCGGUGAGAGCGGGGCGGGUGGUGGCUCCGUAGACGGUUUGGGGGUGAGCUUAGGGACCCGCAGAGGGUGUGAGCGUUGGUUUCUAGUGAGGAGCGCCGUCGGGUGGAACGCCCGGUGCGUGGGGAAGGGCUUGGGUCGGUUGGGCUGUGAUGAGGCCUAGUGCCCGGUGAGUUGAGCCCCCGGUGAAGGGCCCUGGUGGGUUGGACCCUGAUGAGCCCCAGGGCCUGGUGAGGAGCCCUGCCGGUUGGGCCGCGGUGCCCAGGGAAAAAGCUCGGUGUGUUGUGCACUGCUGCCCGGUGACGGAGCCCGCUGUUGGGCCCUCGUGCCCGGUGAAGAAGCUUCGUGUUUUGGGCCCUGGUGAGCCCCAGGUGCCUGCUGAGGGCCCUGGUGAGCCCCAGGUGCCUGCUGAGGGCCCUGGUCAGUUGCGCCCUGGUGAGCCCCAGUGCCUGGUGAAAAGCCUGCUCGGUUGAGCCCUGACAAACCUCUUGUCCAGCCAUGCUGGCUGCCGGGCUGUGGCAGCCAUCGAGGCAGCAGCCGGUGUAGCCCCAGGGCAGCUCCCCCAGCCCCACCAUGCCAGCCCCGGGGCCGUCAGGGACCCACCGGGCGCUGUGGGCACUGGCGGCUGCUCUGGGCUGGCUGCUGGCCCUGCAGCUGCUGCUGGACCUGCGGGUGUUGGGGCUGCUCUGUGGGGCCCUGGUGGCACUGGGGGGCUGGCUGGGCCCCCGCGCCCUCAGCCCCCCCGGCCGGCGGCUGCGGCUGGAGCGGUUUGUGAGCUCCCUCCGGCCCCUGCCGCCCUGCCCUGAGGCUGAGGGCCGGCUGGAGAGGGAGAUCACCAGCACCAUCCACAAGGUGGUGCGGGACUUUGUGGCCUCCUGGUACCGCACUGUCAGCAGCGAGCCCGCUUUUGAGGCUGAGGUGGAGAAAGCCAUGACUGGCUUGGCCACCGAGCUGAGGCGGCGGAUGGGGCAAGUGGACCGCCAGGCUGUGGCCCAGCGCCUCCUCCUGCUCUGUGGCCAUCACUUGCAGAGCUACCUGCAGGCCUGUGAGACCCUGAGGGGUGACGCAGGGGGCAGCCGGAGCCUGUGGCAGGAGUACAGCCGGCUGGCAGGGCCGCACCCUGCUCUCCGCAGCCCGGCAGCCGAGGUGGGCUACGCCCGGGCUGCUGUGGAGACGCUGCUGCGGGCGCUGGUGCCACAGCCCCACCUGGAGACGCGGACGGGACGCUUCAUGGUGGUGGAGCUGGUUGCCUGCAACGUGCUGCUGCCGGCCAUCAAGAAGAUGGCUGAUCCUGAUUGGAUCAACCUGCUGCUCAUCGGGGCUUUCUCCAAAAAGACACGGGGAAAGGAGCCACCCCCUGCGCCCCCGGUGCCUGAUGUCUUGCCCUCUGCAGUGCAGACAGAUGCCACCCCUGCUAGGCUGCCUCCAUCCCCAAGGGCCAUGGAUGUGCCAGGGCGAGAGGCAAGGGCUGCUGGGGAGGAGGGAGAGGAGCUGGCAGGCAGACUGUGCCACCCAGAGGAGCCCUUCCUCCGCCCACGGGCCCUGGGCUCUCUCUUCCCCUGUGAGGGCUUGGAGCUGGAGUCCCCUGCACCUGAUGCAGGCCAGGACACAGACCUGCUGGCACCGUCACCUGUGGGGGAGUUCCUCAGUGAACUGGUCCAGGACACCUCCACUGUGCUGGAGGGACCAGCCACUUUGGAGGAUGGUGUGGGGGACCUGGAGGAGGGCAUUGCCACCAGCUCGGAUGCUGUCCUGCUUCCCACCUCUGCUGCUGCCCUGAGCUCCUGCCCUGACAUCCAGAUUGAACCUGCAGUUGAGAAGGAAGAUGAAAGCCCAGCUGUUCUCAGAAAGUCCUCUUCACAGAGGCCCUCCAGCUUGGGGAAAGAUCUGGGGGCAGCAGAGGGCCCACCACAAAGUCCUCCAGACCCAGGCCAGACUUUGCCCCUGCUCACAUCCUCCCCAACAGCUUCUAUCAACAGCUUCAGCUUUGAGCCCCUCAGCAGCCCUGACGGGCCAGUUGUCAUCCAGAACCUGCGGAUAACUGGGACCAUCACUGCCCGAGAGCACAGUGGGACUGGCUUCCACCCCUACACCCUCUACACUGUUAAGUAUGAAACAGCCCUAGAGGGGGAGAGCACAGGCAGCCUUCAGCAAAUGGCCUAUCACACCGUGAACCGCCGGUACCGGGAGUUCCUCAACCUCCAGACCAGGCUGGAGGAGAAGCCGGAGCUCCGCAAGUUCCUGAAAAAUAUCAAAGGCCCAAAGAAACUGUUCCCUGAACUCCCAUUUGGAAACAUGGAUAGUGAUAAAGUGGAAGCCAGAAAAAGUCUGCUAGAAUCUUUCUUAAAGCAAUUGUGUGCAGUCCCUGAGAUUGCUAACAGUGAGGAGGUGCAGGAGUUCCUCGCCCUCAACACCGACGCCAGGAUCGCCUUUGUCAAGAAGCCCUUUGUUGUCUCCAGGAUAGACAAGAUUGUUGUCAAUGCCAUUGUGGACACCUUGAAGACAGCGUUUCCCAGGUCAGAGCCCCAGAGCCCCACAGAGGAACUCAGCGAGUCUGAAGUGGAUGGAAAAUCUCAGACAGAUGGAAAGAAGGCGAACAAGUCCAGGCUGAGGUUCUCCUCCAGCAAAAUCACUCCAGUGCUGAGUGUGAGUGAAGCACACGACAGAAUUGUGUACUCUGUCCGGGAGGGCAGCUCUGUCUCUGGCACCCUCUCACUGGCUGCUAUGGAGUCCUUCAUCCAGAAGCAGGAGAAGCUGCUGGAGACAAUCCCCAGCAAAGCUCCUGAAGGCGAGGGAGGCAGAGAAGUUAAGGAAGGCUCCAUGCAGGAGGAUAUAGAUGGUCUGAGUACAUCGGAGCAGAGCAUGCAUCCAGACACAGACUCUGACUCUGAGACAGCUUUGGCUGAUCUGGCCCUGGAUGUGCUUCGUCUUCUGAUGAUGGAUCACUGGAGCUGGCUGUGCACAGAGAGCAUCCAGAAGGUUUUCCACCUGCUCUUUGGGACCCUCAUUCAAAGGUGGCUGGAAGUCCAGGUGGUUAAUCUGACCUGCACCCAGCGUUGGGUCCAGUACCUCCAGUUGCUGCAGGAAUCCAUUUGGCCUGGAGGAGUUUUACCAGCAGUGCCUAAACCAGCCAGGACAGAGGAACAGAAGAAAGCAGCAGCAGAGCAGGCCCUGCAGAGCCUGAUGGGGAUCUUGCCUAAUGUGAUCCAAGAAAUCCUUGGCACGAGUAAAUGCCAGAUGAGCUGGAAUCUGGUACUGGAGUCGCUGGGCCAGCCUGUGAUCAACAGGCACCUGGUUUUCUGCCUCCUGGACAUUCUGCUGGAGUUCCUGGUUCUGAAAGGCUCCAGCCAUGAGUUCCAGACCACAGCUGUUGUGCCGUCUGCCUCUGGUAGCCUGGACAGAGCAGGCAUUUCAGCACAUUAACCAGGGCUGGUGUAGCCAGCAGUGGAGGAGAGAAACAGCCACAGGCAUGGGAUGAUUUGAUUUUCAGUGUUUACUGAACAUGUCUGGGAGCUUCUUGUAAAGAAUUUGUCCAGCCAGUGCUAAAUGAGGCUGCUUCCAGGCUUCUCUGGUUGGGCUGGGUGAUGGAUUAAACCCAAUGUCAGGAGCUGAAGACUUCUGCCAUGUAGCAUCUGUUCUUCUGCUGACCUGAUGGAGAGCCUGGACUGAAGAUGCCCCACUGCUGCUGAGCUGGACAGUCUGAGGAGGAUAUGUAGGCUGCCCACAAGCCCUGUUGUCUUGCCCCAUGUUUCUGAACAUCUCUAACAUCUAAAGGCAGCCAGCACAAGAUCUGCUUUUGUGGCCUCGGGCUUCACCUGGUACUGGCAUGCAGAGACUUGAUGUGAUCUUGUUGAUAGAUGUUUCUCCAGGAGAAGUGAAGAGAGAACCAAAUGCUGUCCCUGCUGUCUAAGCAGCAUGCCCUGUGCCUGUCAUUCGCCAUCCAUCUUACCAGAAGGAAGAUGGGGAGAGAGUGGAGCAUGGAGAUGGGGUGAUGGCCCUGAAGUCAGCACCAGGAACCCAUCUCCACUGUCCAAAUAACUGGGAUGUCGAAAGCAGUGUAGAAAUUAGAGCUGCUGUCCUGCCUUAGGGACAAAGAUAAGCUGCCUCUCCCUGCCAUUGCUCUGAUAUGGUCUUGUUCUGGCAUUUUUUGCUGCCUGAACAGUAGGAUGCAAGUAGAUUAGACUGUGGUCCUGGAAAAGAGAACUGUUCCCAGGCUGAAGAGGGAGGGUAGCUUAGCUGGAGUUGAAGAAUAUCUUGUAUUCUGCCUGCCAAGUCAUGUUGUAGUCCCAGAGGCUGUCACCUGGAAGGCACAGGAGAAAAGGAACUGACCCAUAGGGGACAGAGAGAAAGUAAAUGAGCUCCCGCACAAGUGCGUGUCACAGCAAGCUCUGGAAGAGGAGUGAGCCCAGGAGGAAUACAAGAUGCAUGUCAUGGACAAUCAGACCACAGCAAUGGGCUUGAGAUCACCACCUCAGCUCUGGUGUUGGUUCCAUGUCCCUGUGCUUUGGUUCACUAGGCCUGCUCCUGCAACAGCUGUGUGCAGGGGGCUCUAGGAAGCUUCUUACAUGGCAUGUUCACCUCACAGCUGCUCUUCUGGAUCACCCAAGACUUGAGGAAUUUUGCAAGCUGACAUUGCCCAGCUGUCAGGUUUGUGACAGGGCAGGUGGACAUGGAGAAUAUUCCCCAACAGACUGGCUUGUUGUCCUGUUUUGGUGUUAUUUCCUGGGAGAAAUAUGAACUGAACAGCACUGGGUUUCACUAAUCAAGGGGACACUGCCCCUUGUGUUGUCUACAGAUUAAAGUGCUGGAAAGGAGUGACCUUGGAAGGUAGAAGUGUGCAGGAUCACAGCUAGUGUCUGUGUUACAGUACCAAAUGAUGCAUUUCAGGUAGCCUGCUGGUUCUUGGAGCUGGAUACUCUGUGGCAUGGUUGGAGAGAAGGGGAUGUAACUCCAGCAUGCACAGUGCUGCAAGCAGAAACUCUGCUCUUUCCAGAGGCAGCUGCUUCAUACUGGACACCCAGCAGUAUGUGCUGCUGUUUGGGUGUGUGUAUUGUGUGAAAAUACAGGGAAGGAUUAGCAGGUAUGUUUUUAGGGAGCACUUAAGGACAUCCCAAGUCUAGGCAGAAUCCAAUGUAAUGAAUCAAAGUUGUUUUGCAUCACUUAUCAGAGCAGUUUCUCAGCACUUUUGAGAUGGUAGACUUGCCACCUGCUUGGAAUAGGAGGGAGCAUGUGUGUCAAGUAGCUUAAGAGUAGAUGAGGUAAAUGGUUGGAGUAUGCUCCAAAUGGGAUUAUCUCAAAUAAUUCCCAGCAGCAGGCUGGGAAGCAGCACUCCCAUAUGUACUUAAGCACAAUAUCCACUUGGAGCAGCCUCUUCACCCUGUCCUGCACUGCCAGGCUCCUGUUCCUCUUCUUACGACUUCCAUUUACUACAUAAUCUGUCUUGAGGACUGGGGAGAAGGCAGUAGGAGAAGCAGCCAUCAGCCUGGGAUGAGGCUGCAUAUCCCUGUUUGUGCUUGGUGACUUCCUAGAUGCUCUUGGUGUACUUUCUUGGUGUUGUUUCCUCAGUAAUUUAUGGGUUUCGAGCUCCAAGUUUGUAGUCUGCAUUGAUUAGGGGUAUCAUGAAGAGACUGUUUGCUGAAAAGAAUCAUUCAGAGAUGGACUGCAGACUGCACUGCCAGCUCCACACGAGGGCAAAGGCCUAGCACACUGCUUUCAGUCACUGAGUGUGACAUUGGAAGGACAAGCUUUCAUUUCCCCUCUGCCAGGAAGCCCUGGCAUCCCUGCCUUUAACCCUGACCUGUGCAAUUAUGUGAAUGACUCCAUAUUAAUUUGUCCCGAUGGAAAUAAUUUGCCAUUUCUGCUGGCAGGCUCUGAGGAGCUCUGAGGACCAUAGGUUGAGAGCCAAUGUUGAGCUGGGAUGGUGCCACAAUGAUUUACAGUUGUAGCAGGCAACUGCUUGGAGUGUGCCUCCUUUCACAGGGGCCUCAGAGCCGUGGUUCUGCAGCCUUGCUCACAUGCUGGAGUAGCAACAUCUCCUUUGUGAUGACAUGGGAGGAGCUGGGGCAGAGGGAGAUGAGCUCAGUGCAGUUGCACGUGCUCUGAAGUCAGUGAAGCGUUGGGAAGAGACCCCAGGAGUUUGCGUUGCAAGAUCUUGGUUUUAUUCUCCAGAACCCCCUUUCUUAGAGGAAGGAAAACAGAAACCAGGGUUGCUGGAGAACCCUUUCUCAUGCUCUUACUGGCUUGGCUUCAAGCUCCCAUUCUCUCCUUCCUGGAUCUUAGUCCAUUCUCACAGCUGAGGUGGAGCUGCCCAGGACCAGCAUAGGAACAAGUACAUCGUUUUUGUACCUUGUUGUUAAGGAACACAAAAUCAAUGAAAAUUGAAGCUUUUUUCUAAGCCCAGUUCUUUGCCUCACUGCAAUUUUCAAAUUAAAUUGAGCAUGCCAGUGGCAAAGGCAAACUUUUGCAUUCAGGUGGGCUGCAAGUUUGUUUCCAUUGGGCUAAGACUAGAAAUACUGCUUUGGUAAAACAAAUGAGGCCAAUAAAAAGCCUUUAACUGACUGUGUAUGACAUGUUCCCAGCAAGCUCCCUUUUUCUGCAGGAGUUGGUGCAGGAGGCUCGAGCCACCUCUUGCUAAAGGGAUUGGUUUCUGUUAUAGUAGAUCUAGAUCCAUGGUUCAGGUGGGUGCUCAACGCUCUAGGUUCUACUGGACAGAGCCAAUCUGCUUCCAGCCCACUGCUUUGCUGCACUGAGGAAAGCACUUCAUUUCCCCUGCCUCAGUUUCCCCCAGCACUGGCUAGUUAGACUGCAAGCUCCCUGAAAGCAGGAGCUGCUUGUGUGUCUGCACAACAAAGUGCAAUGGUGCAGAGCUUCAGGGCACCACUGUAAGCUAAAUAGUAGAUGUUUUGUUGAGCCAGAGCUUGUUUCUUUGUGUUGUCCAGAAAAAGGGCCACCGUGCACUGACUCCCUGUUUUAUUUUCUGUAUUUAAACCUUGGUAUCAGUUGUUUGUGGGUGCAGCCACACUCUGUGUAGCAGAGUGCUGUCCUGAGAAUCUCUUGUGGUGUUAAAUGGGGAACCAAGCAGUGCUCCCAAGCACUGGUGACUUGUGUUCUGACUCUCUGUACAAUAAUACUGUGUUUCAACCUCC
This is a messenger RNA of Apus apus (common swift), 7179 nucleotides long. It is a transcript of the gene SNX19, whose product is annotated as sorting nexin 19. Bases 608 to 3457 code for a protein of 949 amino acids. The record is from RefSeq and is a predicted model, not a curated record. Lineage: Eukaryota; Metazoa; Chordata; Aves; Apodiformes; Apodidae. Gene Ontology annotation, cellular component: intracellular membrane-bounded organelle; early endosome membrane. The transcript has 11 exons. Gene Ontology annotation, molecular function: phosphatidylinositol binding.